Molecule: messenger RNA, 1103 nt
Organism: Engraulis encrasicolus (European anchovy)
Lineage: Eukaryota; Metazoa; Chordata; Actinopteri; Clupeiformes; Engraulidae
Gene: ssr4
Product: signal sequence receptor, delta
Exons: 6
Coding region: 90-593 (167 amino acids)
Cellular component (GO): membrane; endomembrane system; endoplasmic reticulum
Source: RefSeq, a predicted model, not a curated record
AGAGCCUGAUAGGAUGACGUUCCUUUUGAGAGCAACAUCCGCGGAAGGCUGAGGUGGCAUAGCAUUUGAGCAAUCACACAAUUAACACCAUGAGACUUUUUGCUGUCGUUUUGGCUCUUUGUUUGAGCCUCUGUGCCGCUGAGACGUGUUCAGACCCCGUCUUCUCCCCUGCCACCUACACCACGACGGAUGCCGUCAUCUCUUCCGAGACUGUGUUUAUCGUGGAACUGAGCCUGGCUUGUGCCAAUGGCGUUCAGAGCGUGGCCCUGUAUGCUGACGUCAAUGGGAAGCAAUUCCCUGUCACCCGUGGACAAGAUGUUGGCAAAUACCAGGUGUCCUGGAGUGUGCCCCACAAGCAGGCCAGCUCUGGCACCUACCAGGUGAAAUUCUUCGAUGAGGAGUCCUACAGUGCCCUGCGCAAGGCUCAGAGGAACAAUGAAGAUGUUGCCGACAUCAAGCCCCUGUUCUCUGUCAAUGUUGACCACAGAGGUGCAUGGAACGGCCCCUGGGUGUCCACGGAGGUCCUGGCCGCCGUCAUCGGCAUUGUGGUCUACUAUCUGGCCUACAGCACCAAGGGAUCCAUCCAGGCCUAAAGCGCCUCUAAUCCUCAUGGCACCACCACCACAGCAGCAGCGGAGCUCAACACCAGUCCUUGCUUCCCUCUGUCUGUUGGCCAAGAUGGUGUUUUUGCAAUGGCAUUCCUGCUAAGACUGAAUAUGCCCACCACACUUGUUCAGCAGUGGGGAGUCCUGUCAAAAGCAUUUGUGCCUGUCAACAGCUGUUGUUGUCACAUCUGGUGGACAUCGAGGUCCAUGAACUGGGGCCAUUCAUGAAACACACACACACACACAGACACACACACACACCGACACGCACACACAUUCACUCUAAUUUGUGCAAUGUUUUGUACAAAUAAAAAUGGUUAAUUCUUCCUUAAGGAAGUGAGUGGUUAUCAAUAAAAAUCAUGCCACGGUUUGACAUAAAACAAUGGUAACUGCACUGACUGUAAGGAACUUUACAAUGAAAGGAACUUUUCACGAUAUGUGUUGUCAGUAAAUGUCACUCAAAAGUUGAACGUAAUAAAUCUCUUUAUAUAUAAAUAA